AUGGAAGUUUUCGGAAAUUUUUUGAAUUGGGCUGAUAAGCUUAUUUUUGGAGGAGAUCAGGAUUCCGCUCCGCCAGUCCCAACUGAGCAGACUGUAGCUCCGCACAACCUUCACACAAUUCAAUUCGAUAUAACCCUAAAACCUAUUGAGGUUUUACCAGAUAUUGUACCAAUAAUUGAUGACACCGCUGAUUCAGACCUUACACCCAUUUUGGAUGAACUUUUGAACAGUUUCAUAGAUGAUACCGAUGACUAUGGCACUACAGAUUUUCCAAUUCCUGAUGUCAAUUUGAGUAAUGAUAUAAGCUCAACCAUCAUUGCUGAAGACAAUGGAAAUUCUAUUGUCAAAGUCGUAGAAGAUGCGACUGGUAAAACUGUAGAGUUGUGGCAUGAAGUUGUUGCUGAAACUACUACAACUGCUAAUAAGAUCCUAAAUACAACAAAAACUGCUAGUAGUUCAGCAUCUGAAGUCAGUUAUGUCAAUGAUUAUGUUAUAGCCGCUUUGGUUUUGAUUUUGGUUGUGAUUGCUUGUCUUGGAGUGCUUUUUUGGUGCAGGAGCAACAGAUUGAAAACAGAAAAAAGAAAUAAAUACCCAGUUAUGGCUGUUGUCAAUAAUGAAUAUAUGAAUCCACAGAUGUUGAAGAAUAAUGAUAAAUUGAAAAACAUACCUUAA
This is a messenger RNA of Ceutorhynchus assimilis (cabbage seed weevil), 672 nucleotides long. The record is from the annotation of a GenBank genome assembly. Lineage: Eukaryota; Metazoa; Arthropoda; Insecta; Coleoptera; Curculionidae.